AUGAAAUUUGUCGCUUUAAUUUCAGGAGGAAAGGACUCCUUUUAUAAUAUUUUGGAAUGCCACAAACAAGGCCAUGAACUUGUGGCAUUGGCAAACUUGCAUCCACAAAAUGAGUCUCAUCAUGAGACUGAUUCGUUUAUGUUUCAAACGGUAGGCCAUGAUAUAGUGAGCCUUUACGCCCAAUGUUUGCCAAAGAUACCUCUAUAUCGCCAGCCUCUCUCUGGAAGUUCUGCAAAUGUCCAGUUAGAAUACACACCAACUGCCGAUGACGAAAUUGAGGAUCUCUAUACGCUCUUGGCUCGGGUUAAGGAGGAUAAGCCAGAUAUUGAAGGUGUGAGUUGUGGAGCUAUCUUAUCUCAUUACCAGCGUACUAGGGUUGAAAAUGUGUGCGAUAGACUAGGUCUUACGUGCUUGGCGUACUUGUGGCAGAGAGAUCAGGCGGAAUUGAUGCUGGAGAUGUGUGAACUGGGUCUCGAUGCACGUUUGAUCAAAUGUGCUGCCAUUGGGCUCAACGAAAAACACCUAGGGAGACUGAUUACUGAUAUGCUUCCGAUUCUUACUAAGUUGAACCAGAUGUACGAUGUUCACAUUUGUGGUGAGGGGGGAGAGUUUGAAACCUUAGUGUUUGAUUUCCCCUUUUUCGAGAAGCGCCUCGAGGUGGUCGACCAAAAGGUAGUUGCCCACUCCUCUGACUGCAGCUAUCUCCAGUUGAAUGUAAAAGUUGUCGAUAAAGACGAGGAGAAAGAUGCUGCUGGCGAGGAAAAUACCUCGGCUCUCAUUGGUGACCAAGGCAGAUCUGAGUCUUUCAUAGACGACGAUUUCUUUCCUAUCUACGAAAAAGUUGAAAAGCAAGAACCAACUAAAUUGCCCGAAGUUAAAGAAGCAUCAUUCUCUUUGGGCCCUACUGUUCUCACAACGCCAUUGAGGCUUUACAUAUCCAACAUAGUGAGUACAGCGUCAGACAUCAAAAGCCAGGCUCAUGAUAUUAUGACUCAGAUGCUGAACAUCCUCAAAAAUCAUGAAACGUCAAUCACAGAUAUUCAGCAUGUAACAGUGCUUGUCCGUGAUAUGGCCGACUUUGCACAGAUCAACACGGUUUAUGCUUCUUUUUUCGCCAAUACUUAUCUUCCUCCAUCCCGUGUCUGCGUUCAAACGACGCUUCCACAGCCUUAUGGGCUCCAGAUCUCAUGCAUAGUUCUCAAGCCACCAGUCGAAACGAGACAAGGUAUCCAUAUUAGAUCUCGUUCCCACUGGGCACCACAAAAUAUCGGACCAUACUCACAAGCCAUCGUUGAAGUUAGGGACACAUUUAAGACAGCAACGCUCUCAGGGCAAAUUCCCUUGAUACCUUCUUCUAUGGAACUUGAUGAUGGAGAUUUAGUCCGGUCUGCUGUGCUCUCAUUACAGCAUCUCUACAAGGUCAAAUCCCUUGUCAACGUGAAGCAAUUGGCCGCUGCAGUUUGCUUUGUCACAACCACACCUCCUAGCGUAGCGUCGCAGGUAUGGAAGGAAUACGUUCAAGAAGUCGAGCAUGGACAAGAUUUUGAUAAUCGCCUCAUCAUUGUUCAAGUUACUGGCUUACCUAAAGGAGCUACAAUCGAAUGGGGCGGGCUUGCAUUCGAAAAGGUGAUCGGCAUGUAUGACGACGAAAGUGAAACCGAAGCGCCUCGCCUCCUUUCUUCUGCUACCGAGCUUACGCAAGGCUUCAAAACAAACCUCGUGAGUGUCAAUGAAAACUUCAACGUUGUCAAGAUGAUGGCUAACGAUAUAGGCCUUGUGAUCGAUUUCCUUCGCAGCCCUGCUCUUGGGAACUCGCAUGUGACAGUGAUGACUAAGCUUUCCAACAUCCACAAAUUAGUUGCAUUAGGCCUCCCCGCAGAAUGGGUUCCAGUCGUCAACGUAUGGGAUAGCGAUGGUGUAGACCAAGAACCAGAACGCAGGAGGCCACCCAGCAGGGAAGAGGAACUACUGAAUAUCCAAUAUAAUGAACAUUUGAAGGAACUAAGAGAUCUUACUCGGCGUGUGGGUGACUACUUGAAGCAAAAGGAUGCUUUGGAUGAACCACAACCGCAGCCACAGCUUACUGAUGAAGCUGACAAGGCCGAUGAGCUCUAUGAGGCUAUCAAGGACAAGUCACCACUGGAGGAACGGCCAUCAAAAGACGCUUCUGGUGCACUUGCAUUGAAUGCGCCACUGGAGACUUCAGUGUCGCCUCUGACAGCCAGUCUACCGGAGGCGCUUCAGGAAAGAUUAGGACUUACAUUGAGGUAUCUCGUGAAUGAUGAACAUCAAGAUUGGCCCUUGAUUUUGAGUCAACUAGAACAAGACGGUGGAUUGAAGGGCUUCUCUGACAAGGAUGUACGCAAAAUGGUCUACGCCAUUCCAAAGCAUCAGCUUGUUGAUCUCUACCCUAAAGUUAAGGAGCUCAUGGAGGCUGCAGGGAUGAAGGAGUCCCCGAAGAUGAUAAAUACAUACAUGAGGAGUGUCAUUCAUGGCAGCGCUGUGGGCCCAGAGAAAAUUCAAAUCAUCGAAAACUGUGUUGAUGAGCUCAAAUCUAUGCAUAAGAAGGGCGCUCUUUCUCGUGAUACCUACGAGGUCUUAAUCGAAGCAUACGGAAAGAAUGCUUCUAUUGAUAAGGUUAAUCAGCUCGUCAAGGAGAUGAAACAGCUCGGGUUGGAGCCUCUGAGGACGGUCUACUCGAAUGUGCUCGCCACUUGUGUCUACAAGGUUAAAUCACACGCUUCGGCGGUAGAACUUUUUGAUUCGAUGAAGUUUUUCCUGAAGAAGACUCAACCUUCCACUCGCGAGUACCAGGACAUUAUUGUCAGUUACGUGAACAAUGACAAUAUCGAGAAAGCUUUGGACUUAUACCAGGAAAUGCGUACAGAGAAGAUUGAAGUGAAUCAGAGUAUUCUAGUUGCCCUUGCUAGGGGCUGCUUCUCGAGGGAUGAAUUGAAAAUAAGAGCAUGGGACUUCAUGUUUGAGAUUAAUAGAAGAGGAUGGACACCAACAGCCCAAAGUGCAGAGUAUAUGCUUUACUUGGCCCUGAAGGACGGUGACUUGUCGUUGGCUCGUUCGCUCUACCAACAGCUCAACUUGGGUGGAAAUACUUCACCUCGUUCGUUCUCAUUCCUUCUUCUUGCUUACUCAAAGGCUAGUCUCGAUGGCAGUGUACCAACAGUGGAGUACAGCGAAUCUGGUCGUCUGUUCCGUUAUAAUAUAAUGAAUCAGACAGACUUUGCAUCAAGUAUGGAGGAUCCCAAGACUGCUCUUCCAUUCUUGCCAAACAUAAUGCUAGAAUCACCAUUGGAGAUCUUGGCAGAGUCGAGUGCAAUCAUGGCUCACACACUCAUGGUUAAUAAUCAUUUCGUGAAUUCUGAGAGUAUCAAUAAUUUUCUCAACGUGGCAGCCAAUGUCGGCACCCUUGAUGACUUCAAGCAAAGACUUGAACAAUUCACAUAUCUAGACAGGGAAGGCAUUCCAGCCACAAGAAGCUACAUCGAGCCUGAUCGCUGCUUAGAUGAAGAAAAUGGAACGAGUGACUCCAAAGAAGUCUCGCGGUCAAGUAAUGGAACCUCGCUUUCUACUUCACCUGUUCUCGAACAGUUCCUUCAAGCAUCCGACGGACGUUUUAAGGUCCCCAGAGAUACGAUUACGUACCUCAUUGCAUUAAAGGCAGCAGCCAAGCAUAACAAUUAUGUCCUAGCCCAGAUGAUGUGGACGGAAAGAGGUCUCUAUAGAAAGUCUGUUCGCUGGACUAGGCUUUCAAGACAUGACAAGGAUAAGCUCGACUUUGAUUUUGCGAUCUCUAUGGUCAAUUGCCUUACACAGCUUGGGCUUCUUGAAGACGCUCUUGCGGUUGUUGUUAGCACGGAAUAUCAGUUCAAGUGGAAAUGGCAUCAUUUCUCCCAACUUCACAAACGAGGUGUGGAGAUUGGUGAUAAUAAGAUCACACUGACGCUUCGUGGGAUAGCAAAGAGGGGACAGAUCAAGUUCGAGGGCAAAAUCCAUAGAAAGGAUUACAAAAGAUUCGUGAUGAACAACGGAUAUUAG
Messenger RNA from Candidozyma haemuli, 4053 nucleotides. RefSeq lists its product as uncharacterized. The transcript has 2 exons. The coding region runs from base 1 to 4053 and encodes 1350 amino acids. The record is from RefSeq and is a predicted model, not a curated record. Gene Ontology annotation, biological process: protein histidyl modification to diphthamide. Lineage: Eukaryota; Fungi; Ascomycota; Pichiomycetes; Serinales; Metschnikowiaceae. Gene Ontology annotation, molecular function: protein binding; diphthine-ammonia ligase activity.